Molecule: messenger RNA, 597 nt
Organism: Ipomoea triloba (trilobed morning glory)
Lineage: Eukaryota; Viridiplantae; Streptophyta; Magnoliopsida; Solanales; Convolvulaceae
Product: CASP-like protein 5B3
Cellular component (GO): plasma membrane
Source: RefSeq, a predicted model, not a curated record
AAAUGCAGAAUUUUGCUGGGGACUCCGGGGACUGUAACUGGGCUUCUUCUAAGGGUAGGGCAAUGCAUCUUUGCGGCUGGUUCAAUUGUCUCCAUGGCAUCCUCUAGUAGCUUCUUCAAUGUCACAGCAUUCUGCUACUUGAUUGCUUCCAUGGCUUUACAGGUCAUGAGUGGCGGUCUUGCACUCCUCGACGCUUAUUCCUUGGCGAAGAAGAAGGCGCUCCACAAUUACUUCUUAGUCACCGUUUUUGCUGUUGGAGAUUGGGUGACGGCGACGUUAUCCCUUUCUGCAGCGUCGUCUUCGGCUGGAAUAACGGUUUUGUACUAUGGCGACCUCGGGGGUUGUAGCUUCGGCGAGGAAUGCACGAAGUUCCAGUUAGCAGCAGCAUUGGCUUUCCUGAGUUGGAUAAUGAUAGCUUUAUCCUCUUUAAUCAUGUUUUGGAUUUGGGCAAGAGGUUAGGGUUUGUAGUUUGGAUGUGUUAAACUAUGUAUAGACUAAUAGGAUUUGUUGAUGCAUAUUGUUUAUCUAUAUUUCAAUUCAUACAUAUGAUUGAUUAUAAGCUUCUUUGUGCAUGGGAAAGCUCACUUAUAUAUGACC